AUGACUCCUGAUAAAUAUGGAAACACUAUUCUACAUGUUGCAGCUAGUGAAGGAUCACUUGAUGUCAUAAAGUACCUCAUCAAUACUCAUCACUGUAAUCUAAUGACUACUAAUAAUAGUGGUGAGACUGUUCUUCAUCAUGCUGUUGAACACAUAGAUGCUGUAAAGUACCUCAUUAAUGAGUGUAACUGUGAUAUAAUGACUCCUGAUAAGGAUGGAUGGACACCUCUUCAUUUUGCUGCUGGGGUUAGUACAGCUGAAGUUAUUGAAUACUUUUUAUCAACUGGUAAUUGUGAUCCUUUGGCUAAAAACAAUGAGGGGAGGACACCAUUACAACUAGCUAAAGGGAGAAGAUAUAAUACUGUCAUCCAUAUCUUCAAGAAGUUUGGUGACAUUAAAAUAUCUCAUCCAAUUGAUUCUUAU
Messenger RNA from Amphimedon queenslandica, 423 nucleotides. RefSeq names its product serine/threonine-protein phosphatase 6 regulatory ankyrin repeat subunit C-like. NCBI's taxonomy places the organism in Eukaryota, Metazoa, Porifera, Demospongiae, Haplosclerida, Niphatidae. The record is from RefSeq and is a predicted model, not a curated record. The annotation marks the transcript as partial. Gene Ontology annotation, molecular function: protein binding. The transcript has a single exon.